AUGCCGCCGGCUCGUCCGUGCGCCAAUCCUCUCUUCCUGCAGUGGCUUGAAGAACUUCGCGACAGCGCGCGCGAAAAGGGUCUCAAGACUGCAGACGUCUACCAGAAGGGGUGUCGCUCACUUGCGGCAUGUCCCAUCGCGUAUGACCGCCCCCGCCAGCUUGUCCAGCUGCAGGGUAUUGGACCGAAGACCGUGGAGAUCCUCGAGAAAAAGCUCAAGGCGCACUGUGAAGCAAAUGACCUGCCCAUGCCGGUGUCACCGCCAAAACGUGCACCCGCCCGCUCGCGCGCCCACGCUACGCCAGCGCUAGGCGACGAUGACGACGACGAGGAAGACGAGACACCGCCACCACCGAAGAAGAAGAAGACGGCCGCUAAGCCAAAGGCCUACAUUCCUCAACGAGGGUCAGGGCCAUAUGGCAUUCUCAUCGGCCUUCUUCUGUCCAUCUCCAACCCGCAGGACACAAUCCAGGUGUUCUUGACCAAAGGGGAGCUGAUCCGUGCCGCCCAGCCCUACUCUGAUAGCAGCUAUGACCACAGCGAGCGUGGCAACUUCGCCACUGCGUGGAACGGCAUGAAGACCCUCACAAGCAAGGGAUAUGUGAUUGUGCAGGGGAGCCCUAGUCGGUACUGCCUGACAGAGGACGGAUACGAUGUCGCGGCGACCCUCAGGAACCUCCACCCCGACUUUGCCAACCACCCCAAGAUCCCACCACUGGCACGCAACGACGAACCAGCUGGAGAUGAACCACGGGCCAGCAUGGAGCCUCGAGCUGCAGCGGGUUCGCCUUCCAAGUUUCUCUUCUGGUACAUUGACUCCAAGGGCCAGCGAGUCAAGGAGGUAUCAUCGGCCCGCAUGCGCCUCGACCCCGAGGAGUUUGUUGCCCUCCGACGUAUCGAGUUCCGCGCCUCUCAGCGAAACCAUGUAAUCGUCUCGCAGCUGCGCAUGGUCGAUGCCGACGAGUCACUCAGCGCAUCGGGCCUGUCAACCCUGUUUGCAUACAUUCUCGAAGAUGGCGCACCACCUCGCUGCAGUUGCUUCAGCGACGAAGUAGAGUCGGCAGCCCCCUCGCCUGUUCGCCCCUCGACGCGUCCCUCCUUGGCACUGCCUGUGCCGGGUCCCUCCCGCCCACGCGCACCACGGCUUUCAUCCCAGCUGCCACUUCUCAACGACACUCGUCCACCACCGCCAGCUGCCAAUCAGUUCAAGACAUCAGAUGCCAUAACCUUUCGUCAUGGCUCGUACGAGAUUGUCCUUGUACUGGACACGCGUGAAGUCGAGUCGAGGUCGAACCGUGACAAGAUUGCGGAGAGCCUGGAAGCCAAAGGCGUCCGCGUCGAGACACGUGCUUUGCGCAUGGGUGACAUGUGCUGGGUAGCACGCAGGCUAGACGGCGACGGCGGCGAAGAGGACGAGUGCGUGCUCGACUACGUCAUUGAACGCAAGCGCUUGGACGACCUGUGCUCUAGUAUCCGCGAUGGGCGGUACAACGAGCAGUGCUUCCGCCUGUCUCAAUCUGGUGUCGGCAACGUCUUCUAUGUGGUCGAAGACUGGCAGCUCGCCGGCGCCAUGGAAUCGCACGGCAAGCAGAUCAUGACCGCCAAAUCCCAGAUCCAGGUAGUCAACGGCUUCUUCCUCAAGGAAACCCACAAGCUGUUGGACACGAUUGAGUUUCUCGCCAUGAUGACCCGCGUGAUCAUCAAGUCACACAGGGACCUCAAGGUCAUUCCCAGCCGCUUCAUUUCCCGGACCAGCUACUCUGCGCUGCAGCGCCGCCUCAGGACCGACCACUCCCCAACGGUUUACCUCACCUCGUUUGACGCGUACCAGGCCCUCAACGACAAGUCGGCGGCGCGGACCCUGCGUGAGGUGCUGGGCCGCAUGCUCCUGUGCGUGCGCGGUAUGAGCCCCGAGCGCGUUGCUGCCAUCCUCGACAGAUGGGAGACGCCUAGGCAGCUUUACGACGCCAUGGUCGAGCGCGAGAAGAAGGGUGUGGUGGUGGACGGCAGGAAGAAGCGCGGACCAGAGCUGUUCUUUGCCGACGAAGUUCAGGGAGAGGGACGGCGUAAGAUUGGAGAUGCGCAAAGUAAAGAGUUGUGGAAGUGCCUCUGGGGCAACGACGCCGACCUCGACGAUUAG
Molecule: messenger RNA, 2139 nt
Organism: Apiotrichum porosum
Lineage: Eukaryota; Fungi; Basidiomycota; Tremellomycetes; Trichosporonales; Trichosporonaceae
Gene: MUS81
Product: Crossover junction endonuclease mus81
Exons: 6
Coding region: 1-2139 (712 amino acids)
Biological process (GO): double-strand break repair via break-induced replication; mitotic intra-S DNA damage checkpoint signaling; DNA catabolic process
Cellular component (GO): Holliday junction resolvase complex; nucleus
Molecular function (GO): 3'-flap endonuclease activity; crossover junction DNA endonuclease activity; DNA binding
Source: RefSeq, a predicted model, not a curated record